This is a messenger RNA of Ilyonectria robusta, 1094 nucleotides long. RefSeq lists its product as uncharacterized. The transcript has a single exon. Lineage: Eukaryota; Fungi; Ascomycota; Sordariomycetes; Hypocreales; Nectriaceae. The record is from RefSeq and is a predicted model, not a curated record. Bases 351 to 905 code for a protein of 184 amino acids.
UUUUUUUUUUUUUUUUAACUUCGUCACCUGCACAACAUGGGGCUCUUUUGGGCUCUUGCCACAGCAUUUAUUAUUUGGAUAGAGAUGCGGGAACAGGAUGAGACUGGGAUACUUUUGUCCAGGGUAACACUUGGUGUCCUGUGAGCUGGGCCGAUAGAUAGUUGCAGUCAGGAGUCUUAUCAUCAAUCAGCAUGGCAUGAUGCGCCAGACUAUCAACAAAUCAAGGUGGCUAUUACGACGCCCGGAUAAUAAACCACGACGAGCCCUGAGCUUAUUGUCCGAGCUUAAUGUGAUUGAAUGUGAUAUCAAGGGAGAAUGUUACUGUAUCCCCCCGCACAUCUUGGCUGUCCAUGCUCCCAAAGCCUCCAUCCCAAGACACAUGGCGUCCCAUACCCCGGCCUUUCAAACACAGACCUGCAACACGACGUCCCCUUCUCCUUCUCCCACUCACCUACAGGCCACGUCCCCGGCGCCGUGCUGCUCCGCUGCCCGCUCACAGCCCCCGCAUAACCGCCCGGAUCGCCGGAGGCGCCAACUUGCAAACACGGAGAGCGGGCUGCCUGUCUAGUUUCACAACUCUGGCCCUUUGGCGCAGCCACGACCGCGCCGUUUCAGCUCGCUCGCUCAUCGUACGAGAGCGUGAGGUUCUGGGACCAUACGAACUUUUGACGGCAUCUUACGGUGUUGAAGAUGCGAGCGCGGGCGUUGUUGCGAGUGAACCGUGCUCCGAGGGCAAUGCGUAUAUAGAUGGGCUUCGACGCCGCUGUUGGGACGAGGAGAAAGAUCAUCAUCCAGAUCAAGCAACAACAACAACUUCCUCCUUCACCCCUUCUUCUCUUCUCUCACGCGGCCUGGUGCCCAUUUGUAUUCAGCCUCUCUCCCCUUUUUUAGCCUUCGCUUCUUAAUUUCCUCGUCCCUCCCUCUGCCACCUGCGCAGGUGUGGAUAAUCUACUCUUCGACUCGUUCUGUCUCUGUGUCCCCAGCUUUCCCGUCAGCCGGCCUAGGGAAAGCGAUCCAGCCAACGCGCCCCGCGAACUCCCUGCCUACUCCGGUCCCGACCUCUCCAGACCUCCGUCCGACGCCUUCGGAGUCUC